Messenger RNA from Dichomitus squalens LYAD-421 SS1, 799 nucleotides. RefSeq names its product SFT2-domain-containing protein. Bases 109 to 600 code for a protein of 163 amino acids. The transcript has 7 exons. Gene Ontology annotation, cellular component: membrane. Gene Ontology annotation, biological process: vesicle-mediated transport. The record is from RefSeq and is a predicted model, not a curated record. Lineage: Eukaryota; Fungi; Basidiomycota; Agaricomycetes; Polyporales; Polyporaceae.
GUCGCGGCCACCCACCUCCUUCACCCCGUCCGCCGUCCUCGUUCUGCCCACUACCCCCUUGACCUUCGCGCCCGUAGUUCCCGACGACAUCCUUCACGAUCAGACAAAAUGGCGACAGCUAACUCCAAGGGCUGGUUCAACCUAGAAGCCGCGGGCGGCGUCAUUCCUGAUACGCAGUUCUUCGAGGGCGACUCGGCAUUCAGCUUCCUCGGGCUGACGAGGACGCAGCGGUUGUAUGGGUUUAUUGGAUGCCUUGCUAUCGGCUUCGUCCUGAGUUUGCUCGGGAGCAUCUUCCUGUUCCUGGGCUCGCUCACGAGCUUCGCCCUCCUGUAUGCGCUUGGUACAAUUAUUGCUUUGAUUGGAACCGGCUUCCUCAUUGGGUUCUUCAAGCAAGUCAAAAUGAUGUUCAAGCCAGUACGAGUAGUCGCGACCAUCAUCUUCCUCGCCUCCAUAGGCCUCAUCUUCGUUGGCGCGUUUGUCAUCCGCAGCGACAUCCUCUGCAUCAUCUUCGUGAUCAUCGAGUACCUUGCCUACACAUGGUACACGCUCUCCUACAUCCCCUACGCACGAACAGCCAUCCUGAAGGUAUUCGGGCUCUGACGUGGUCCCUUGCGCAAUCCUCUCACCCGUGCGGGCUACUACCUGGCCUUAGCACGGCAUCCGACCAAGUGUUCACCUCCGCUAUGCCCUUUCUUCUCUUGACUUGUCGUGUCCGCGGGCUACCCUGGAUGUACCUAUCUAAUACCUCACGAAUGCACAGAACUUGUAAGACUAUAAUAUGCAUCUGCACCUUCAAGCC